UCCCCGAACCUAAAAUUUUUCAUUUCAACAAAUUUCAACCAAAUUUAAAAUCAAAAAUGAGUGAAAUUAAGAUUGAAUUUGCAGUACAAAUGUCAGGUGAAAAAUGUUCAGAAAAAGUUAAAAAAUCACUUGAAGGUGUCGGCGAAAUAAGUAUUAAUUUGAAAGAAGGUCGUGUUGUUGUAACUACAAAACAUCCAUGGUCAGAUAUUCAAGAUAGAAUCGAAAAAACAGGCAGAACAGCAGUUCUAUGUGGUUUUGGUGGAAAAUCUGCAGUUGCAAUGAUAAACAACUCUGAUUCAAAAAGUCUAACAAAAGUCCAAGGCGUAGUUAGAUUUUCAGCAAUAAACAAUGAAGAAAGUGGCUGUGUGGUUGACGGGGUUAUAGAUGGUCUCUCGCCUGGAUUACAUGGAAUCCAUUUACAUGAAUGCGGUGACAUAUCAGCUGGAUAUGAAUCACUUGGUGGACAUUAUAAUCCUCGGGGUUCCCCACAUGGAUCGCCAGAGAAUUCUGCAGAUAAAAGACAUGUUGGUGAUUUGGGAAAUAUUCGAGCUGAUGAAGAGGGUCGUGCCACAUUCCGAUUUAUUGAUCCUUUGGUUGAGGUAUGGGAUAUAAUUGGUCGAUCAGUUGUGGUAACAGAAAAUCCAGAUGACUUAGGUCGUGGGGGUAACGAAAGGAGUCUAAUUGAUGGCAACAGUGGUGAUAGAAUUGCUUGUGGAAUCAUUGCACGAUCAGCGGGUAUUUUACAAAACUAUAAGAAAAUUUGCGCUUGUGAUGGUGUUACUUUGUGGGAUGAAAGAAAUAAACCUUUGGCUGGUGGUAAUCGUAAUACUAAUGGAAAAUUGUAAUUUUUGUUUAAAAUAAGAAUAAAAUAAUGUUAUAUUAAA
This is a messenger RNA of Episyrphus balteatus (marmalade hoverfly), 884 nucleotides long. It is a transcript of the gene Ccs, whose product is annotated as copper chaperone for superoxide dismutase. The coding region runs from base 57 to 845 and encodes 262 amino acids. NCBI's taxonomy places the organism in Eukaryota, Metazoa, Arthropoda, Insecta, Diptera, Syrphidae. Gene Ontology annotation, biological process: removal of superoxide radicals. The transcript has 4 exons. Gene Ontology annotation, molecular function: copper ion binding. The record is from RefSeq and is a predicted model, not a curated record.